UGUACAUCUUGAUCUGACAGGAAUAGAUGUACAGUUCUGAAUGCCAAAGAGCAGUUUCUGUUUAUUUUCCCUUGAUUGAAAAAAUACAAUACUCUGUUCUUACAUUACUGAGUUCAGAAUAGUAUUUUAUUACAGUACAUUAGUACAUAAGAAUUAAUUAAAUUCAACUGAUAAAAAGAGAAGUGUGAAGCAAUGUUUGGAAGCAGAGGUAAAUAAGUACUGUCUAAGUUUUCCUGGGCAUUCCAGUUUUCAUUCUCCUUUAUUGCUCCACUGGUUUUUGAUACUUGGAACUUCUAGCAGCAGAAAUUGACCUUUGUACAGAAUUGUACAAAUGAUAUGACCUCAAUACAUCUUUUCUCAGGCCUGGAAUAAGUAUGGAAGUCUUUGUGAGACCUGUAGCAAGAUUUGAAUUUAUGCCUCCAUAUUUAAGUGGCUUGAGUUAGUCUAUAGAAUCAUCUAGAGCUUUAUAAAUUAUUUUAUAAUGCAUUUAUCCACCUCAUGUCUGGUGAAUAUGGGUAGAUGCAUGCCAAGCUUUCAGACUUGUUAACAUAAAAGAGCUCGUCCUAUGUACCAUGCUAAAACUCCUUCUAAAAUGUAUUUAUGUGUAAUUAGUCUAUAUUGGGCUUUCCUCUUUUUUCCUUAGAGACAGGGCAGCAGCAGCAACCAGUCAGAUUACUGAAGAUAUCUUGCCACCCUCUCUGCAGCCCAGCAUCACUGCAGUCACUCAGUUCCCAGUUUGUCUGCCUCACAUGAUGCAGUGCUUCUUUAAGGACAAAGGGUAUAGGGUUUCCCUUGAAAAAAAAUGUAAUUUUUGAAAGAUCUAGGAAUUCGAGUAUUUUGAACUUUUUUCAUCACUUCAGGUCCAUGUCUGCUUGGACAGGAAAGAAACUGGACAAGGAAAAGAAAAGAAAAGGUAGCUGUGCCAAUUCUCCUGAAGCAGACCCUGUCUGUACCAAAGCAAAGUCUGUGAGAUCUGACAGAUCCAACUUCUUCAGAAGGUCAGGGGAUCAAUACUCCAGCACCAGAUCAGAGACCUCCUACACCAGGAGGAGGGCUAGGCAGUCUUCAGAGCUGACAAGGGUUAGUUGUGUCUCUGCUUCCCUCUGCCAAGAGGAAAAGAGGUCAGACGAAUGGAAGUACAGGCAUGGCUCUAGACAUCAUGCUUCUGAGCAAGUGAUAAUGGGGUCGGAGAAGGGCUCAGAUUCUCAGGCAGGACAACAAUCCCUUUUCCAGCAACCCCUCAGCUGCAACUCAGUUGGUGGCUCACUGGCAAGGCAGCAUUCUUCUCUCCAGCACUGGUGCAGCCAGACCCCAGACUGCAGCUCAGAUUCAGAAGACACUGAGAGCUCCUGUCCCAAGAAGGUAAGACCUUCUACUGCUCCUCACUUCUCUGAAUCUGAAAAGAAUUCACUAUUGAAAUCUGUAAUUGUGCCUGAGCUAGCUACUGUCUUAAAGGAUGCUUUGACAGCAGCCAGACAAAGUAUAACAUCUGUGGCACAGGUUAGGUCCCAUUCAGUAAAGCAUCCCAGGGUACCAAUUACAGAAGUUCCAGUGGCUCCUUUAGAAGCAUCUGGGAGCAGUUCCCAGACUUUUGAGUCUGACCAUAUGGACAGCUUAAAAGAUCAAACAGCUUUUGGGAAGGAAAAUCCUGAGCUUGACGAGGCCUCCUUGGAGGUUGAGUCAGCCCAUGAAGAUGGGGAAGUGGCAUCUGAGUCCCCUACAGAAGAUAAAGAAGGACCAGAUCCUCUGCGUAAAUUUGACAUGGAGAAUCAGAAUUAUCUGUUCAAACACAUAAAGAGGGUGUUAAUGCUAAAAUCUUCCAAAUCUGAGUGUGCUUCAGAAGAACUGCUUAUCCCCUCUGAAGAAGGCAAGAUAGAUAAUGCGCUUCCUAUCCAUUCAGCUGUGGAAGAUCUUGUCUGCAGGAUUUGGGGUAAUCCUGAGGCCAAGCAUGAAGCCCCAGCAGUACUACGUAAACUCUAUCCUUUUCCAGGGGAUAAAGCUGCUUUGUGGGGUACCUUGCCUGAGGUAGACAGAGCAUUGGUUACUGGUGAUUCUGUACUGUCAGUGCCUGAUAAUAGAGAUGCGCUCCCUAAAGAUCCUACUGACAAAAAGAUUGAGGAAGCAAUUAAAAGAUCUUUCAAGCUAGUUGCAGCUCAGCUUGGAGUAUCUAUCUACUGCACUUAUGCUUCUAAGGCUUUACUUAUAUGGUUGGAGGAAGAACAAGCCAAAUUCAAAAAGAAACGGUUCCCGUCUGCUACCAUGCAGAGGAAACGCAGGCUAUGUAAAAUUGCAGCUAAUUUUAUCCACGAUGCAGCUGAGGAUUCUCUUAGACUCACUGUUAAAAAUAUGGCAUGCCUCACUGUAGCCUGGAGAGCUGUAUGGCUGCGUCCUUGGACCUCAUUGCUAGAUCUAAAAUGUAAACUGCUGUCUUUGCCAUACACAGGGGGCAAGCUAUUUGGUGAAUCCUUAGUCCAGAUCAUGAAGGAUUUCUCAGAACACAAAUACUCCUUACAUCAGAUGAAAAAAAAGAGCUCUGUUGGAAGCUGUUCCUUUUCUUAUCCUCACAAGUGUCUGAGCUCCUUGCGUUCUCCUCCAAAGUUCAAAGGAGGGAAGGGAAAGUAUAAGGUCUCACAGUCAUUCCAUGCCAAGUACAAAAAGACAUCUCACUCUCAGAGAGACACCAGACCAUCAAGAGGAACUUUCUAAGAGCAUAGACUUGCUUCCUACUUUCUCAGGAACUGAGAAGAGUGAAAGAUGGAAAUGUUUCAAUAUUUCUGGACAAGCCCAGUCCUCAGAAAAUUAGUUGUUUCAAAAUAAAAUUAAAACUAUUAAGUUGCUUAGAUCUCGAUGAGUAAUUAAUACAUUCUAGAGAAAUGACAGCUCUUAAUUUUAGGGGAGGUUUUUUCACAUUCCAUGUCUAGGCUUCUCAGUGGUCUUCGGAUGGCUUGGAUUUGUUUGAAGUUUUGCACUCCUCAACUUCAUCUAAGAGCAUACCUUCUGCAGGACCAGCCAACAUCAUAUUUUUCUGCCAUAUCAAACUAAAUAAGGAAAUAAUGGUUUAGGAAAUGCAGAUGUUUCAAGAACCAUGGAAUGACUGUGUACACUAUGUUCCUGUGACUUGAUUCCUUCACUUUCACAUAAUAAGGGAAAACAGUGCCUCUGUAGCAAACUGCAAUGAGAUAGUAAAUUGUGGACAGUCAAUGCUUACACCAAGCAACUGCAAGAAACAGAAUAAGUAAGAUAGAUGUUUAUUUAUUUAAAUUAAAAUAAAAGAUUAUACAGAGCUCCUGUUCAGGUCUAUACAUCAUCCUAAUUUCCCUCCUGGUCCCUAAAUUGAGAGAAAUUAAGCAGUUAUAACAGCUACAGACCUAUGGGUUUAUAGGUAGGGAGAGACUGGAAGCUUGCAUUUUUUAGUUAACUACAAGGGCAGGACAAAAUUGCAGCAGUCUGCAGAAUGUACUUAGGAAGACAAAACAGGACAAGGCAACUCCAAUAGUAGGACUGCUAGUGUGGUAACAAAGGAUGUUUGCACAUUUUGUUGAAUUAUUUUGCCUCUUUUCUUCAACAUUUUGACACACACAGUAUCUUUCCUAGAAAUUCUUGGAAAUGCUACAAGAGACUGUCUGGCAGAGAGUUUUGAGAUUGCUAGAUAAUGUAUCACUCUUCCUUCUUGU
Molecule: messenger RNA, 3674 nt
Organism: Manacus vitellinus (golden-collared manakin)
Lineage: Eukaryota; Metazoa; Chordata; Aves; Passeriformes; Pipridae
Exons: 1
Coding region: 865-2706 (613 amino acids)
Source: RefSeq, a predicted model, not a curated record